UCAAAACAUUUGGUUUUAUUUAAAGAAGCAUUGAAAUAUCAGAAGAGGACAGCUGCAUGUAAAUGUUUUGAUUUAUUUUGGCUGUGUUUAGUUUAAUGGUUUUCCCGCAUUUUUCACAUAAUUUGUUCUUGUGUGGAGGUGUUUCUAUUGCUUGUGAACAGAAAUAGCAAGGUGUGUCCAAUAGCCAGCUACAAGACAUAUAUAAUCAGUGAAAACCAACCAGUUAGUUUCAGGAGAAGCAUUUAAACAUCAGAAGAGGACAGCUUGCUUGAUUAGCUGUAACAUGUCAUCCACAAAACACAAAAAUGCUAAGAGGAUAGAAGGUCUGGAUAAGAAUGUAUGGGUGAGCUUUACAUCAGUGGCAACAGACCCUACCAUUGUCAAUCUUGGACGGGGUUACCCAGAUAUUCCUCCUCCUUCAUACGUGAAAGAGGGACUUGCUCAAGCUGCAAUGGUAGACCGGCUGAACCAGUACACACGCAGCUUUGGCCACCCGACAUUGGUUAAUGCUCUGUCAAGAGUGUAUGGAAAAGUCUGUGAUCGUCAGCUUGACCCUUUUAAAGAAAUCUUGGUCACAGUAGGUGCAUAUGGAUCUUUGUUCAGCACUAUGCAGGCUCUAGUUGAGGAGGGAGAUGAGGUUGUUAUCAUAGAACCUUUUUUUGACUGCUAUAUACAUAUGGUGAAAAUGGCAGGGGCCAAACCUGUUUUAAUACCUUUGCGAUUGAAGUCGACAGCAACAACUGGUAUAAGUAGUGCUGACUGGGUUCUGGACCAGGAAGAACUUGCUAGCAAAUUCAAUCCCAAAACCAAAGCUAUCAUCAUCAACACUCCUAAUAACCCUAUUGGAAAAGUAUUCAGUGGGAGCGAGUUGAAAGCUAUUGCAGAUCUCUGCAUCAAACAUGACACUCUGUGCUUCAGUGAUGAGGUUUAUGAAUGGCUCAUUUAUAAAGGUCAUGAGCAUGUAAAGAUAGCAACUCUUCCUGGAAUGUGGGACAGAACCAUCACUAUCGGCAGUGCAGGGAAAACAUUCAGUAUGACUGGAUGGAAGUUGGGCUGGUCCAUCGGGCCUGAACACCUGAUCAAACACUUACAGACUGUCAUGCAGAACAGUUUACAUUCCUGUGCAACACCAUUACAGGAGGCUGUUGGCCGGGGACUUCUUCGGGACUAUGAGCGGAUGGGUCAGCCAGACUGCUACUUCUCGUCUCUGGCUUUAGAGCUGGAGGGUAAAAGAGACCGGAUGGCUGCCAUUUUUGCUCAGAAUGGCAUGACUCCAGUGGUUCCUGAAGGAGGAUACUUCAUGAUAGUAGAUGUCACAGCGCUCAAUCAGGAUCUGACACAUAUGGGAGAUGAUGAACCAUAUGACUACAAGUUUGUCAAGUGGAUGAUAACAGAGAAGAAAUUGGCUGCAAUUCCUGUAUCAGCUUUUGUGGGAAAAGAUUCUGUAAAGCAGUUUGAGAAAUACAUUCGCUUGUGUUUUAUCAAGCAAGAAAGCACUUUGGAUGCAGCAGAGGCCAUUCUGAAGAACUGGAACAAAGGCUAAUAAUGCUGUAAUAAAGUAUACAGACUGCUCAGAUUUGCAACAUUUUGUUUAAUCUAUGUAGUUGACCUAAGCGGUGGCUUGAGUGAGUUUAGAGUUUGUAUUUACAAUUUGUUGAACAAGUCAUUUUUACAGCUUGUGGGAUUGUGAAUUGUUCACUUUGAAAUUAUUUUUCUUUUAAGACUACUAGUUACAUUUAUUGAAUUUAACACUUGUAUAAAUAAAGUCUCCUAUGUGGGGAAACCAAUAUUUAGUACUAGCUUUACACAGCACAUGUACAGUUGGAGGAAAAAAAAAAAUGUGAAUGCUUUGGGAUUACUUGGAUUUCAGCCUAAAUUUCACAGAAAAUGUGUUCAGAUCUUCAUCUAAAUUACAACAAUAGAAAAACACGGCCUGCUUAAACUAAUACCUGAUAAAUAUGAUAUGUUUCAUGUUUUUUUUUUAUUUUUAUUGAACACGUUCAAAACAUUAAAAGUCCAGGAAAGAAAAUUAUGUGAACCUUUGGGUUUAAUAACUCUCUCUUUUGUCAGCAAUAACCGCAACUAAGAAUUCUUACCUGUAGUUGCAGAUCAGACCUGCACAAAACUGUUUCAGUUCAGCAAUAUUCUUAAGAUGUCUUUGUGUGAAUUGCUCUCUUGAGGCUAUGCCACAGCAUCUCAAUUUAAUUGAGGUCAGGACUUUGACUGGGCCACUCUGUAUUUACUUCUGUUGAAGCCCUUCUGUUGUUGAUUUACUUCUAUGCUAUAGGUUAUUGUCCUAUUGCAUCACCUCUCCUCCGUUAAAGCAAAUGUGUCGAAGCAUUGAUACGUUUCGAAACCCAUCUCUACAGUUAUGCAAAUUGAGGAAUUGUACCCCACGUUGAAUAAUUGAGCUAUAAAGUGAUUUAUUGAAGUGGUGGGAGUUACUGGCUAGCAUGCUGAGACAAUGAGUUUGAGUCCAGGGUGAUGCAGCUAAAGACCUUGAUUUUUAAAUACUCUGUUUUGUAAUGUUUUGUUUUAAAAUUUGUCUGACAUCAGAAUGAACACUCUGAGAAUAAAUAUGUCUUAUUUUGGUCAUUAAAAAUCUAUAUUAAUAAAAUACAUUGUCAU
Messenger RNA from Danio rerio (zebrafish), 2628 nucleotides. Lineage: Eukaryota; Metazoa; Chordata; Actinopteri; Cypriniformes; Danionidae. The record is from RefSeq and is a predicted model, not a curated record.